AUGGCUCCGACGAAUGCGCUUGUCUUGCCUUCGCUCGGUAAACUGCACCUCGAACAGGUCGCCAGGUCGCCAGGUCGCAGUUCGGCCUUGAGGCCUCAGUCGUAUCUCAUUUUAGUCACGCAUCGCCGUAAGAACGCAUGGAAGCUCCCACAGAAGCUUGGCAGACUCCGCUACUGCAACAUCCUUAUCUCUGGCACUCCACUGGGGCCACCCGGGGCGACCCAGGCAUUUCAGAAUCACUGGCCAAGCUCUGGCAAGCAAUCCCGGAGACAGCUCGGCGUGCCCAAUCACAGCGAACAGAUCAGCCGAGGAGGCAACAAAGGCUACGGGCCUUGCCCGCGUGGCGGAACGCUUGCAGUUGAAGCAAAUCAUGAUGGAUAUCAUGUCCUGGCAUAA
Molecule: messenger RNA, 396 nt
Organism: Fonsecaea multimorphosa CBS 102226
Lineage: Eukaryota; Fungi; Ascomycota; Eurotiomycetes; Chaetothyriales; Herpotrichiellaceae
Exons: 1
Coding region: 1-396 (131 amino acids)
Source: RefSeq, a predicted model, not a curated record